Racocetra persica is the source of this 529-nucleotide messenger RNA. The record is from the annotation of a GenBank genome assembly. Lineage: Eukaryota; Fungi; Glomeromycota; Glomeromycetes; Diversisporales; Gigasporaceae.
AUAAUGUCUUCACAUAACAAAAAGAAACACCAUUAUGAAACGCCACUUGUAAAACUGUCAAAAUCCUUAUCAUAUGUCCUUCGUCACCAUGCUAAAGACGAAGGUCUAAAUAUUCGUGAGGACGGUUACGUCAAAUUAGACGAUUUGUUGAAAUUACCGAGAUUCAACGGAACGACUUUUGAAAAUAUUAAAUUCGUUGUUGAUAACAAUGAUAAAAAGCGGUUUACUUUGACGCAAGAAACAUCAGAUGAUGGAAUUUCCUCGUGGUGGAUACGAGCAAAUCAAGGGCAUAGUAUUGAGGUGAAAAAUUUGGAGCUCGAAGAAAUCACGGAUCAUUUGCAAUUUUCAGAAAUAAUACAUGGAACAUAUUUGCGCAAUUGGAAAAAUAUAGAAUCACAAGGCCUUUCAAGGAUGAAGCGCAACCACAUUCACUUUGCUUCUGGGCUAUUUGGAACCGAAGGCGUUAUAAGUGGUAUGAGAAAAAAUUGUGACUUGUUCAUAUAUAUCAAUGCUCCAAAGGCUAUGGAAG